This is a messenger RNA of Pyrus x bretschneideri (Chinese white pear), 2911 nucleotides long. Its product is annotated as G-type lectin S-receptor-like serine/threonine-protein kinase At2g19130. The record is from RefSeq and is a predicted model, not a curated record. The transcript has a single exon. Gene Ontology annotation, molecular function: ATP binding; protein serine/threonine kinase activity. Gene Ontology annotation, biological process: recognition of pollen; protein phosphorylation. NCBI's taxonomy places the organism in Eukaryota, Viridiplantae, Streptophyta, Magnoliopsida, Rosales, Rosaceae. The coding region runs from base 186 to 2693 and encodes 835 amino acids.
CUCAGUUGGAUUUUUGGAAAGGAGAAGAAAAAAGCUCACCUUUGAAUUUUAGCCGCUCAUGGAUGUGAUCUUUACUUUGACCCUGUACGUCGCUGCCCAAGUUUACCCUCCACCCAAUGACCAAAACUAUAUGGCCCAAAUCUCUCUCUCUCUAAACUUUGUCUGCAAAUUUGCUUUGAGCAGCCAUGGAUACCAAAACCAAGAAAAGAUUGGUGCUUUCAGUUGUUUUCUUCUGCUUCCUCAGAACCCAUGUCUCCCUUGCAGCCGACUCCAUCACCGCCAACCAAUCUCUCUCCGGUGAUCAAACCAUUGUCUCCGCCGGUGGUGUUUUCGAGCUCGGUUUCUUCGCACCAGGUAAUUCUUCAAACUUCUACAUAGGCAUAUGGUACACCAAACAACUAGUAUCCGAGAGGACCAUAGUUUGGGUGGCAAACAGAGAAAAACCUGUUUCCGACAGAUUUUCUUCGGUUUUAAGGAUUUCAGAUGGUAAUUUAGUUCUCUUUAACGAGUCCAAAACCCCCGUUUGGUCAACGAAUUUAACCUCCUCCUCCGCCGCCACUGCACUUCUUUCGGAUACCGGAAACCUGGUCUUGAGAGAGGGGUCUAGUAAUAGUACGUCAGAGCCGUUAUGGCAAAGCUUUGAUCAUCCGGCUCAUACAUGGCUGCCAGGAGCUAGAAUUGGGUUUAACGCUGUUACCAAACAAGCCCAAAUUCUUACUUCAUGGAAGAGUUCGGAGGAUCCUGCACCGGGUCUUUUCUCGCUCGAGUUAGACCCGAACGGGAGCGAUGCGUAUUUCUUACGGUGGAAUAGGUCUAGGCAGUAUUGGAGUAGUGGACCAUGGGAUGCAAAAUCAAAGCUUUUCAGCUUGGUUCCGGAAAUGAGGCUCAAUUAUAUAUACAACUUCAACUUUGUUACGAACGCAAACGAGAGUUACUUCACCUAUUCUCUUUAUGAUCCAAAGAUAAUUUCUCGAUUCGUGAUGGAUACUUCGGGGCAGAUUCAACAGCUGACAUGGUUGGAGCCUUCCAGGCAAUGGAAUAUGUUUUGGUCUCAACCAAGACAACGAUGCCAAGUUUAUGAUUUGUGUGGCGCCUUCGGAACUUGCAAUCAGGUAAGCGCGCUCUCCUGUAAUUGCUUGAACGGUUUUGAGCCAAAGGCGAAGAGAGACUGGAAUUUGCAGGACUACUCUGGUGGGUGUAAGAGAAAAACCGAUCUGCAUUGUGAAAAUGCUACUAGUGUGAACAGGAAGCCAGACCGGUUUCUUGAACUUCCUAGCAUGUCAUUGCCUGAAAAUGAACAAUCUGUGGAGGUUGGGAAUAUUGCGGAAUGUGAAUCGUUCUGCCUUAGAAACUGCUCUUGCACUGCUUAUUCUUAUAACACAAGUGGAUGUUCGAUUUGGGAAGGAGAGCUCUUGAAUUUGCAACAACUAACAUCAAGUGACGACCAGGGAACAACUUUAUACCUCAGACUUGCAGCUUCUGAGUUUAAGAAUUCUAAAAGUAACAAGGGAUUGAUUGUUGGUGUUGUGGCAGGCUCAGCUGCCGGCUUAGCAGUCCUUUUAGGCCUUAUUGUGUUUGUAAUCUUGGGACAGAGAAAGCGAGGGACUGGAAUGGGAAAAGCAGUAGAGGGUUCGUUGAUGGCAUUCGGGUACAGAGAAAUGCAAGAUGCAACGAAGAACUUCUCUGAAAAAUUGGGGGGAGGAGGUUUUGGUUCUGUUUUCAAAGGGACAUUGCCUGAUUCGUCUGUCAUAGCAGUGAAGAAGCUCGAAAGUGUUAGCCAAGGGGAGAAGCAAUUCAGAACAGAAGUGAGCACAAUUGGGACAAUCCAACAUGUCAACCUUGUCCGCCUUCGCGGGUUCUGCUCUGAAGGUGCUAAAAGGAUGUUGGUUUAUGAUUACAUGCCGAAUGGGUCUUUAGACUCUCACCUUUUCAACGAUCAGCAUCCGAAUGUCUUGAGUUGGAAAACAAGGUACCAAAUUGCACUUGGGACAGCAAGAGGGUUGGCUUAUCUUCACGAGAAAUGCAGAGAUUGCAUCAUACAUUGUGACAUAAAGCCGGAAAACAUUCUCUUGGACGCUGAACUUUGCCCCAAAGUGGCAGACUUUGGCCUUGCAAAGCUUGUUGGAAGAGAGUUCAGCAGGGUCUUGACUACCAUGAGAGGCACAAGAGGCUAUCUUGCACCGGAGUGGAUUUCGGGUGUGGCGAUCACAGUGAAAGCGGAUGUGUACAGCUACGGAAUGAUGCUGUUUGAAUUCGUGUCGGGGAGAAGAAACUCUGAGCAAUCUGAAGAUGGGAAAGUUAGGUUCUUCCCAACUUAUGCUGCUAGCAAGAUUAGUACUCCAGAAAGCGAUGUGCUGAGCCUAUUAGACCCGAGGCUCGAUGGCAUUGUGGAUGUAGAAGAGCUCACAAGGGUUUGUAGAGUUGCUUGCUGGUGUGUCCAGGAUGAUGAGGCCCGGAGGCCGUCUAUGGGGCUGGUGGUACAAAUCCUCGAGGCGGUUUCCAAUGUCAACUUGCCGCCAAUUCCGAGAGCUCUUCAACUGUUAGGAGACGACCAGGAGCAGAUAAUCUUCUUCACUGAGUCAUCCUCGAGCCAGAGUUCACGCCCACGGAGCAAUAACACAUCAACGGCUUCCUCUCAAACCAAGAGCUCCCCAUCUUCAACCAUCUCCAAGAGAUCUGAAGAGCAUCAGUGAGCAUUUUGAUGUGCCUUUUCUAUCUGGUCAUUGAGUUUGAUCCUCAAGUAAUUGUCUCUAUGUGUUAGUGUGUGUGUGUAUCUCUAUGUGUUAGUGUGUGUGUGUGUGUGUAUAGAUGGCUUCUGAUGAGGUAUGUUGUAAUAUUAUUCAAAUAUCCCAAUAAGCAAUGGUUCAUAUCAUAAUGCAUAAGUGAUAGACCGUUAGUUUUGAAAACUUUA